ACGAAAAAUUGUAGACGGAUUAGAAGCAGAAAAGAAAACACAGUGAAAAAAAACCAAUUAAUAGAUUUAAUUCUUCAUAAAACAAGUGUGUAAUAUAUUUAUUAAUUUUAUAAAUAAACAAAUAUUUAAACAUAUUACUUUAACAAUAACAUUAAAUUACAACAAAUAAACAAAAUUUCAAAGUGAAAACGAAAUUUUACACAAUAGCAGAACAAAGAGACUACAAAAAAGAAAAAAAGGCCGUCAAAAAUCCAAGUAGAAAAAUCGUGAAAAAAGGUGGUGGUAGUAGAGCAAAAGUGAUAAAAAAACGAAAAAUAAAAGUGUUUAAUUAAGAAAAAUUUAUAAUAAUUAAACAAAUAUCAUAUAAAUUUUAUAGUGAAUUAAGAGAAAAUAUCAUUUAAAAGUGAAUUUAAGCCAAAACUUUGAAAUUUAAUUAUUUGUUUUUAUAAAUGGCACAAAGUGCGUCGUAGUUGUAACUUGCUGGAAAAAGAAAAAAAGGAGCUACCAAAAAAAAAUAAAUUUUUCAUAUUUAUAGCCUUAAAAUACCCCCCUCAAAAAAAUAGUGGUAGAGUGUAGGUGCUGUGCUGUUGUUUCUUUUAGCUUUUAUUAUUGCUGUCAUAGGUUUGGUUAACUGCUCCACAACCUCCACAGCUAGAAGCAAAAGGACAUACAUAAGUCAUUAUAGGUAUCCAAUUACUUUUCAAGUACACACGCACUAUUAGAGGAUAUUUUAUAUAGGUACUUGUACAAUUUUAGUAAUUGUUGCUUGUUUUUCGAUAAAAAUAUUUGACAGCAGCUUCUACUCUACUGCUAUUCCUACUGCUUCAUGUUUUCCAACAUGGCCAACACUUUGGAGGAACAACAAAGUUUACGCGAAUGCGAAAAUUAUAUACAAUCUCAUGGUAUACAACGUGUUCUUAAGGAUUGCAUUGUACAGCUGUGCGUCAGUCGCCCCGAAAAUCCCAUACAGUUUUUGCGACAGUAUUUUCAAAAAUUAGAAAAGGAACAAGUUAAACUUGAUGCCACUAAACAGGUUACCAGCCCUGACGAUUGUGAAGAUCUCAGUCCAAUGCCACAAACACAUGCCCCACCAGUUAGACGACGUGGCGGCAUUUCAGCCGAACCAGUGACUGAAGAGGACGCAACCAGCUAUGUGAAAAAAGUCGUACCAAAAGAUUAUAAAACAAUGGCUGCUCUCUCGAAAGCCAUCGCCAAAAAUGUAUUAUUCUCACAUUUGGAUGAAAACGAACGUUCCGAUAUAUUCGAUGCCAUGUUUCCCGUAACACAUCUAAUGGGUGAAAAUAUAAUACAACAGGGCGAUGAGGGUGAUAAUUUCUAUGUCAUAGAUCAGGGUGAAGUUGAGGUAUUUGUCAAUUCCGAAAUGGUAACUACUAUUGGCGAAGGUGGCAGUUUUGGUGAAUUGGCUUUGAUCUAUGGUACCCCAAGAGCUGCUACAGUACGUGCCAAAACCGAUGUUAAAUUAUGGGGUAUUGAUCGUGACUCAUAUCGUAGAAUUUUGAUGGGUUCCACUAUUAGAAAACGUAAAAUGUAUGAGGAAUUCUUAUCGCGUGUUUCUAUAUUGGAGAGUCUGGACAAAUGGGAACGUUUGACGGUGGCCGACGCUUUGGAACUUGUUAAUUUUGAAGACGGCGAAACAAUUGUUAAACAGGGAGAACCUGGUGAUGAUUUCUAUAUCAUUGUUGAAGGCUGUGCUGUUGUUUUACAAAGACGUGCUGAGCAAGGCGAUGAACCUGCCGAAGUUGGCCGUUUAGGCACCAGUGACUAUUUCGGUGAAAUUGCAUUGUUGCUAGAUCGUCCACGUGCUGCUACAGUUGUUGCCAGAGGUCCCUUGAAAUGUGUGAAGUUGGAUAGAGCGAGAUUUGAACGUGUUUUGGGACCCUGUGCGGAUAUUUUAAAACGCAACAUUACUCAAUACAACAGUUUUGUUUCAUUGUCUGUUUAAAUCCAGAUAUUUGAAGAAAAACUCUAACACAAAGA
This is a messenger RNA of Lucilia cuprina (Australian sheep blowfly), 1998 nucleotides long. RefSeq names its product cAMP-dependent protein kinase type I regulatory subunit. The transcript has 6 exons. Gene Ontology annotation, cellular component: cAMP-dependent protein kinase complex. Gene Ontology annotation, biological process: regulation of protein phosphorylation. Bases 827 to 1963 code for a protein of 378 amino acids. Gene Ontology annotation, molecular function: cAMP-dependent protein kinase regulator activity. The record is from RefSeq and is a predicted model, not a curated record. Lineage: Eukaryota; Metazoa; Arthropoda; Insecta; Diptera; Calliphoridae.